Molecule: messenger RNA, 1659 nt
Organism: Verticillium alfalfae VaMs.102
Lineage: Eukaryota; Fungi; Ascomycota; Sordariomycetes; Glomerellales; Plectosphaerellaceae
Exons: 4
Coding region: 1-1659 (552 amino acids)
Biological process (GO): transmembrane transport
Molecular function (GO): transmembrane transporter activity
Source: RefSeq, a predicted model, not a curated record
AUGGGUUUAGGUGUGCUCGAGUCGAAGACUCUCGACCAUGUUCCUGGCACGACGCGAUACUACGAUGACCCUUCGCAGCCUCAGCCGGCCAACGGUGCCAAUCGCGGGCUCAAGGUCGACGACAGCGGUCCAGUACCCAUCAUCCUGAUCCCCCAGCCCUCUGACGACCCGAACGAUCCUCUGAAUUGGCCUUUGUGGAAACGCGAUCUCAUCACCUUCGUCCUCUCUGUCACCGCCAUCUUUGCGACCGCCCUCGGUCCCAUAUUGGCUGCCAACACUGUCACGCUCGCCCUUAUUUUUGGCACGACAUUCACUCGCAUCGCUAUCCUGACAGGGUACUUCCUCCUCGGCGUUGGUGCUGCUGCCGUUUUCUUCGUCCCGUCCGGUCGUAUCUGGGGCAAGCGUCAUCUGUUUAUCUUUGGGGCCGUCGUCCUGGUAGCCUCGUCUGCCUGGGGCGGCUCCGUCGGGACCAAUUACGAAUCCUUCAUCGGCGCCCGUGUUGUCCAGGGCAUCGCAUGCUCACCCUAUGAGACCCUUGUCAACGUUGCCGUUGGCGACCUGUACCCCGUCCACCAGCGCGGCCUUCGCAUGGCCUUCACGAACCUGGCGGUCUUCGGCGGUGCCUUCUUCACACCGAUUCUGGUCGGGCAAGAUCACCCACAGCAUCGGCUGGGAAUGGACAUUCUAUCUGACCGCAAUCUUCUGCGCCAUGUCGCUCGUGGCCACGAUAAGACUCAUCUCGAAAAGCUGUCGCCAGGUCUGGAUGCUGACCCCAGCAUCACCAGCGACGGUGGCGCGGAUGGAAAGCUGCCGGAUUCUGCGACAGUCUCUCCUGCGCGCGCUACAUCGCAAGAUGCAAGUUACCGCGGCGCGGACACGCCCAAGAAAACAUACAUUGAAUCCCUUGCACUCUUUGACGGCAGGAAAACGGACGAUUCGUACCUCGACCUGCUUUUACGACCUUUCGCUCUGUUCGCCCACCCGGCCUUCAUCUGGGGAUGCCUCAUUCAAGGCACCAUGAUCGGCUGGACAGUCUUCAUCGGCGUCAUCGUCGCCGCCGUCUUCCUCGGACCUCCUUUCUUCUGGAACGAGGUCAGCGCAGGUUACGCCUACCUCGGUCCCUUCAUCGGGGCCCUGGCAGGUUUUGCUAUUGCUGGUGCUCUUUCCGACUGGAGCGCCAAGUACAUGACGCGUUUGAACAAGGGCGUCUACGAACCUGAGUUCCGCAUCGUUCUCGUACUUCCCAUGUUCAUCAUCGGCGGCAUUGGGCUGUACGGAUUCGCCCUGACGGCUGGCGAGAUCCUGGGUGGCAAGUAUCACUACUCCGUCCCGCUCAUUUUCUUCGGCUUCGAGGUCGCCGGCAUGGUCAUCGGGGCUGUGGCGAGUUCCCUGUACAUUGUCGACGCGUAUCGCGAUCUCGCUAUUGAGGGCUUUACCUCCAUGAUUAUUUUCAAGAAUUUCUUCAGCUUUGCCCUCACGUGGACUGCGUACGACUGGAUUAUCCAAGGCGGCGUCCGCAAAACGAUGCUGUCCAUCGCCAGCGUCCAGGUCGUCAUCUGUGCCAUGAGCAUACCAAUGUGUAAGCCAACUUUGUUCCCAGGUGUCCUAUCCAGAGGGUUUGGUACUAAUAGCGAGCAGAUAUCUAUGGCAAGCGAGUGA